ACUUCAAAGUGGACGUAUUUGACAAAGGAAGUGUGUCAGUGCUGGAUGUGAAGAUGGCACACACUUUGCUCUGUGCAGUGGUGUUUCUCAUGCUGAAUACUCUCCUCCACUGUGGACGUGCUGAAGAUAAUCCCAGACCUGUUCUCACUGUGUCUCCCUCAUGGCUGAGGCCUGGAGACUCAGUUACUCUGAACUGCAGUGUAAACGAUCCAGAUAAAGGAUGGCUGUUCUACUGGUAUAAGGCUGUUCCCAGAAGAUCAAACAACUACAAUCAAAUGAACCUGUGUAGCAGCAGCAGCGGAACUGAACGUAACUCCUACAUUGUUAAUGGACAGACACACACAGCAGCUUACGUGUGUGGAGUUAAGAGAGAUAAUGCACAGAAUCUUACUUGGUUCAGCAAACCUAAGUUUGUCUUGUCAAGAGAUUCUCAGUCAACAUCAGUCAAAGUGAGUCCUGACCGAGUGCAACACAAUACCUCAGAUUCUGUCACAGUCAUCUGUGAGGGAAAAUCUGAUGAGUGGAGAGUGAUGAGACUGACUGAGGCGGGACAUCUGUCAAACUGUUCCAGCUGGGGGUCAAUGAAAGGAUCUACGUGCAGCAUCAACAAACACACGAAAAAAACAGCAGUGUACUGGUGCGAGUCUGGAUUGGGUCAAUUCAGCAACGCAGUCAACAUCACUUUUCAAAAAGUGUCUCAGUCUGAAAACUCUUCAUUCCUCCUGCCAUUGCUCAGCGGACUGUUUGGUGGACUCUUAACUAUCAUUCUCCUGCUGGGGUUGUGUUUCUACAUAAAGUCAAAGAAAACAAAGGUUGCCAGGAUCAAAAAGACUCAGAGAACCAAUCAGGGCUCUGCUGAAGAUGAAGUGAUUAACCACAGCGGAACUCCCACUGAUGUGCAAUCCUCUUACCCGAAUGAUGCUGAUGAACUGAAUGAAGUCACGUACUCUAUGAUUGAGUUUAAAAACAUAAGAAGCAAAGGGAAGUCAUUUCCAGCAGAAUCCGAUGAUACUGUUUAUUCUCAAGUCAAACCAGGAACACUUACUGGAAAACUGGACGUGAGGAUGGGACUCACUUCGCACUGGAUAUUGGGUUUUUUCUGGACGGUUUCCUCCAUAAAGUAUGGACAUGGUGAAGCAGCACAACAGGUGAAUGUCACCUUGAGAGCUGACAGCACAACCAUACCAGUGGGAGGACAAGUGGCGCUGACCUGCUCCGUGGAUUACUUCUCCUCUGGAUGGAGGUACAAAUGGUUUAGAAGAGAAAAUGGUUCUUCUGUGGAAAUACCCGUGAGGAAUCGCAGACUUAGCUUUAACCCAACUAUCAGUGUCACAAAAGGAGGGGACUACUGGUGCAAAGCAGAUAGAAUGCUCUCGUCAGCCUUCACAGAGGACAGCGAUUUUGUCACCAUUCACCAACUAGUUUCCAACAGGGCUGUUGUGACUCUGGAGCCCAACGGGACUCAGAUAUUCAGUGGUGAGACGAAAACUCUCAGAUGUGAGAUCCAGGGAGGUGACGGCAUCGAAUGGGAGUAUGAAUGGACGACAAGCACCUCUAACAUACCACCAAGGUCCAAUGAGUACAAGAUUGGAAAAGUUGGUGCUUCCAAUGAUGGAGACUAUUAUUGUAAAGGUAGACAUAAAGGAGACGUUCAUUCAUCAACACAGUGGAGUGAGGCAGUCACACUGACAUUUUUCCCAAACAAGGCUGUUGCGACCAUACAACCCAAGUGGACUAAAAUCUAUAAAGGAGAGCUGAUUAUCUUCACGUGUGAGAUCGAGGAUGAAGGAAACACUGACUGGGUGUAUGAGUUGAAAACCAGCAGCUCCUAUAUUCCCCAAAUACAACUUCAGAUCUUGACUACUGCAGGUCCACUUCACACUGGAGACUACUCUUGUGUCGGCAUAAAAGCUAGUGACCGUUUAACCAUGACGGCAUGGAGUGAGUCCAUCCCUUUGAGGGUAUAUGACUAUAUACCCAAGCCCACUCUGGCUGUGUCUCCGUCUUGGCUGAGUCCUGGAGAUUCAGUAACUCUCAGCUGUGAAGUUGAACAUCCAUCUGCAGGAUGGAGGUUCUUCUGGUAUAAAGCUGUUCCAAAACUAUCUGAUAAGUCCUACAGCUAUGAGCUCCUGCCUGGUAGCAGCAAUGGGUCUGCACUUCAUUUCCAUGUCGUUCACGGACAGACACACACAGCUGGAUACGUGUGUAGAGCUGGAAGAGGGGACGAGAUAUAUUUCACGCGGUACAGUGAUCCAAAGUUUGUCUGGUCUGGAGACACUCAUUCAGCGUCUCUCACAGUGAGUUCUGACAGAGUGCAACACUUCACCACGGACUCUGUCACACUGAGCUGUAAGGGAAGCUCUGACACCUGGAGAGUGAAGGCAGCCAAUGACAAGAACUUUUGGUCAGACAAUUCGGACUGCGGGACAAUGACCGGAGCAACAUGCCAAGUUUCAGGAGUACAGGAGGCUCACACGGUGUACUGGUGUGAGUCUGGAUCAGGAGAGUUCAGCAAUGCAGUCAACAUCUCUGCUGACAAAAAAAAUAUGAUCCUGAUAAGUCCCGUUCAUCCUGUCACCGAGGGAGAUUCUUUCACUCUAGGCUGCAAGUUGAAGAACGGAACAUUUAAUUGCACCGUGUUUUUCUUUCUAAAUGACGAAAUCAUCGGGAGUGGUACUGCAGGGACGCUGAAAAUCUCUGCAGCGUCUAAGUCAGACGAAGGCCUGUACAAAUGUAAAUGUGGGAAGAAACAGUCACCACAGAGUUGGGUGGCAAUAAAAUCAACACCAGAAUCCUUGUCUCUUGUUCCGGUUCUUACUGGGCUCUUUUUUGGAGUUGGAGUUAUUGUUCUGGUACUUCUGCUGUGUUACUGCAAAAAAGUCAAAGAUCCACACUCUCACGGGAUGCUCCAGAGUCUGAACGCCAAUCGGGGCUCUGCUACAGAUCAAAUUACCAACCAGGAUGAAUAUCAACAUGUUUACUCUUCUCUUGCCCAUGGUGAUUUUUCUAUCUAUGAAUCCAUCGAUCCAAACCGCACAGGGAAUGGUGAGACGGUGUAUGAAAACACUGCUGUUACUCUUCCUCCUACUGAGCUAAAUCAUCUCCAGAUAUACAGUAAACUUGAUGUUUCAACAGAUGUCUCUGGGGAUUAUGUGAAUCAAAACUCAGCAACAGGUCUAUGAAAAGAAGGGCAUCAUCAA
This is a messenger RNA of Notolabrus celidotus (New Zealand spotty), 3200 nucleotides long. RefSeq lists its product as uncharacterized. NCBI's taxonomy places the organism in Eukaryota, Metazoa, Chordata, Actinopteri, Labriformes, Labridae. Gene Ontology annotation, molecular function: transmembrane signaling receptor activity. The coding region runs from base 54 to 3182 and encodes 1042 amino acids. The record is from RefSeq and is a predicted model, not a curated record. The transcript has 24 exons. Gene Ontology annotation, biological process: cell surface receptor signaling pathway.